UGUGCUGCAGGCGCGGCCCGAAAAAGAAAAAGAAAACGUAUCUCCCAUCCCGUACCUGCUUCUGUUACGUGUAGCACAUAGUAGUUCACUCACCAAACAACAAUUGAGCACCAGCUAUGUCCCAGCACCGUUCUAGGUGACUUUAAAGCGUCCUAAGCCACUUACCUGCAGGUUUCAUUACCUGCGAGCAACCAGUGUUAAGGGUUUUCUCGUUUUCCUUCCAGUCUUUUUCCCACGUGGGGUUAAAGAAGUGCUUGCUUGUGUAGUUGUGUCUUCUUUCCUGGGUGUGGCAUGUUUGGGCAGCUCCCCGGCCCCAGCUGCACACGCAUACUCCACUUCUUGCAUUUGCUGAGUUCCCGGUUCCCCCUCAGGCCCCAGGGAUGUGGCCGUUUGUCAGAUCCUUCCAUGGCUUCCAGUCUCCUGGGGGGAAUCGUCUCUAUGUAGGGGUGAGAAACGGUGGGAUUUUAGUAGACGGAAUUUCUGGGCCUGGGGCUGCCACGGGGUGCAGGGGCGAGGCAAGGCCAACAGGCAAGGAUGGGUUGGGUCAGGGAUUCAGAUCCCCUGGGGGGUGGUUAGAGAUGCACAUUCUCAGGCCUCAUCAGAGACCCAUUAAGUCAGAACCUCUGGGGUGGGGCCCAGCAAAUGGUGUUUAAGUCCUGCAGGUGAUUCGGAUGCCCCCUCAAGUUUGAGAACAGGGGUCUAGGUGGGAGAUGAGGGUGGUGGGGCCGGGGGCCUGGCCCUGGGUGCAGGGAGGAGGGUUUUGAGGUACCCAGCAGGCCUCGGUGACUGGGUGUGGGGAGCUGAGGGUGAGGCUGAGUCCGGAGGGCUCCAAGGUGUGGCUCGGGGGAUGUCAGGUCUCCAGCCGGUGGGCCCCUCUGGUCCUCGUCCCGCCACCCUCCUGCCAGGGGGUCUUCGAGCCUCUCCUUGCCAGCCUCCAGUGAGCGCUGCUGCCACCGCCUGCCCUCCUGCUGCGUGUCAGUGAUGCGCCCUCUUGCCAACGAGCCAGCUCCCAGCCCAUCCGCCGUAGCCAGGGUGGUUGCCACAACGACUGACAUCAGCCAUCGGUCCCCCGGGGAUGCUGCCACCCUCCUGCCUACCUGCAGUGCCUCCAUUACCACCUCAUCCAGGACUAGAGGAGGCGUUGGGGGACCCCGCUCUCCUGCACACCCCAUUUGGAGGACUGGGUGGGGCCGGGAAGGGCCAGAGGCAAAGAGAGGCGGGCCGAGGGGAUGGCCUCCGGGGAGGCACGGCCCCUCUCGGGUGGCCUCUAGCCUGGGCGGCGAGGCCCCGGUCCACUGGGCUCCGGGACGGCAGAGGCAGAGGCAGCAGCCGCAGCAGCAGCAGCAGCAUCAGCAGCAGCCGCAGCAGCAGCGCCCGGGUCAUGGCAGAGGACGGGCCGAAGCCGACACAGCUCACCAUGCCGCUGGUCCUGGACCAGGACCUGACCAAGCAGAUGCGGCUGCGCGUGGAGAGCCUGAAGCAGCGCGGGGAGAAGCGCCAGGACGGCGAGAAGCUGCUGCGGCCGGCCGAGGCCGUGUACCGCAUCGACUUCAUCCAGCAGCAGCGGCUGCAGUUUGAGCGCUGGGACGUCGUGCUGGACAAGCCGGGCAAGGUCACCAUCACGGGCACCUCCCAGAACUGGACGCCCGACCUCACCAACCUCAUGACCCGCCAGCUGCUGGACCCCGCUGCCAUCUUCUGGCGCAAGGAGGCCUCGGAAGCCAUGGAUUGGAAUGAGGCAGACGCCCUGGAGUUCGGGGAGCGCCUGUCCGAGCUGGCCAGGAUCCGCAGGGUCAUGUAUUUCCUCAUCUCCUUCGGGGAGGGCGUCGAGCCCGCCGACCUCAGGGCCUCUGUGGUCUUUAACCAGCUCUGAGGGCAGCUGCCCGCCGACCCCCCUCCUCUCGCCCACCUGCCCGUCCCCUGCCCACCCCACCUCCCCCGCCCCCGGGCGUGUGUCCGGGGACAGUCUUCCUGCUGCUGGCCUGUGCUUGGCCUGUGUCCUUCCUGAGCCUGUGUCCUUCCUCGCCUCCUUUGCCUGGUCCUGGUGCUUCUGCUCGCGGGAGGAAGAUGCGAAGGCUCCGUAGUCUAGACGCCGAACCGGCCACCGCUGCUUCUGCUGCAGACCGUGGAGGCCUGGCCGGGGCUCGGGUGGGAAGACGGAGGGGCCUUCUCUGUGCUCCCUUGUCGGGAGACAGACCGAGAGAGAGAGACCAAGACAGAGAUGCAGACAGAGGGACGGACAGAUCUAAAGAACCAGCCAUCGGGCUUCCUCUGGAGAAACGACAGAGUAGGCCCCUCGGAGAACCCGGUAAACAGGCCUUCGCUGCCAUCCUGGCCAUGACACCUUUUGCCAGAGCCGGUGACCGAGGUGAACACCCAGCCCAAGAACCCGGGAAGGCGCUGCUCCGGGCACCUUGUGUGCUCCCACGAUGCCUCGGGGCUCUUAAAACAUCAGGCAGGGUUGCUGCGGGCAUGGAUUUGGGCCGUGGGGAGAGGCGGGCCCGCUGGAGGCUGGCAGGCUCUUGCUGUUCUGGGAAUGACUCCAGGAGGGGAGCCGUGAAGCAGGAAUGCGAGAAACGGUUGUGUAGCGACCUAUGUAUGCAGGUGCAUGUCUAUGGAGAGAGAGCAAGCUGUAAUCUCAGAGGUGUAUUCUGUCCCUGCCCUGUGAACACGUCUGACUCAGAUCAUCUGUUAUUUAAUUGCCCAGCUCGUUCCUCAGUGGCCCUUAGCCCGGGCUUGGCCGGGAUGGCAUGGGUUGCAGGGGAGGGGGCUCCUGAGCGGGGAGACUUUGAGCUUCCGGCAGUGAAUUUGGGAACGGGGUAGUGAGCAGUUUCCCUCUGCCCCCGGGGGAAGCUGGG
Molecule: messenger RNA, 2858 nt
Organism: Phacochoerus africanus (Common warthog)
Lineage: Eukaryota; Metazoa; Chordata; Mammalia; Artiodactyla; Suidae
Gene: OMP
Product: olfactory marker protein
Exons: 1
Coding region: 1076-1873 (265 amino acids)
Biological process (GO): sensory perception of smell; signal transduction
Cellular component (GO): nucleus; neuronal cell body; cytosol
Source: RefSeq, a predicted model, not a curated record